This is a messenger RNA of Eriocheir sinensis (Chinese mitten crab), 1938 nucleotides long. RefSeq names its product loricrin-like. The transcript has 3 exons. The record is from RefSeq and is a predicted model, not a curated record. Gene Ontology annotation, cellular component: extracellular region. Lineage: Eukaryota; Metazoa; Arthropoda; Malacostraca; Decapoda; Varunidae. Bases 141 to 1109 code for a protein of 322 amino acids. Gene Ontology annotation, molecular function: chitin binding.
CACGGAGCAUCACUUCUUCCCUCACCGCCGCAGCAAGAGGACCACUCACUCCCGCACGCCCCUCACCUGCCAAGCCUUACCUGCUCACACACACACCUGGGACCCUUCACCUCUACACCUCUCCCCCAACAAGCAACAAGAUGGGCUGUGCUCCGCGACGUGUGGUGGUCCUGGCCCUCCUCCUUGGGUUGACUAACGCCGCCUACUUGAACGGCGGAGGAAACGGCGGAGGAAACGGAGGCGGCUUCGGAGGAAACGGAGGAGGCUUUGGAGGAGGAGGAAACGGCGGGUAUGGCGGGAACGGCGGCGGCGGCGGCGGAGGAGGAGGCAACGGAGGAGGAUACGGAGGAAACGGCGGAGGAAACGGAGGAGGCUUCGGCGGUGGAGGAAACGGCGGUGGCUAUGGAGGCAACGGCGGUGGAAACGGAGGAUUUGGAGGCAACGGAGGAGGAGGAUAUGGUGGCAACGGAGGUGGAGGAAACGGAGGAGGAAACGGAGACCUAGGCUCGGCCAUCGGAGGAGGAGGAACCCCCGGCGUGGACUACCCGAUCCUCUCCGAAGUCCCCGACACCGGCUUCACCUGCGAGGGAAGGACGCCCGGAUACUACGCCGACACCGCUCAGGAGGCCGGCUGUCAGGCGUUCUACAUCUGCCAAUUCGACGGGCGGCAGGACGGCUUCCUCUGCCCCAACGGAACCAUCUUCAACCAGCAGUACUUCGUGUGCGACUGGUGGUACAACUUCGACUGCGCCACCGCCGAGCAAUUCUACGAACUCAACGCCAACAUCGGAGUGACGAACGGCGGCAACGGCGGCAACGGCGGCGGCAACGGUGGUUAUGGCAACGGCAACGGCGGCAACGGUGGUGGUGGAUAUAGCAACGGAAACGGAGGUGGAAAUGGCUUCGGUAACGGCGGUGGCACUCCAUCCAACACCUACGGCACUCCACGCAACGGCAACGGCGGUGGAAACGGCGGGAACGGCGGCUAUGGUGGCAGGAACGGCAACGGUGGUGGCGGCAACGGCGGCUACAGCAACGGGAAUGGGAACGGCAACGGGAACGGGAACUUGCAGGCUCCCUCAGCGCUUUACCAGACCCCGGGGAAGUGAUGUGGAGGCACGCACGUACGCACACACCCACCGGUACACGCCAGCGGGACGGACGAACACAACGGCAGGCAAACAGCAACAGAACGAAACAAUAAUGAAGACAAAUUUUAGAUCUCAGAGUAAACAAUAGGAAAAAAAGAUAUUACAACGCGAUAAACAAUAACGAAGAUAGAUUUUAGAACUCAAAGUAAACAAUAAUGAAGAAAGAUUUUAGAACGCGAUAAACUAUAUAAUAAAGACAGAUUUUGAACUCUCGUAAACAAUAAUGCAGGAAGAUUUUGGAACGCAAAGUAAACAAUAUUGAGGAAAUAUUUUACAACUCUCAUCAACGCCAAUAGAGAAAGAUUUUAGAACUUAGAGUAAUCAAUAUUGUGGAAAGAUUUUAGAACUAGUGAACCCCGAGAGAAAGAUUUUAAAGCUCAAAGUAAACAAUAUUGAGGAAAGAUUUUUGAACGCAAGUAAAUAUUAAUGCAAAAAAUAUUUAAGAGAAUAUCAAAGUCUCACUAUGAACACCACCUAUUUAUUUACUUGAUGGGUGGAUGUUUAUUGAAUUGGUCUCAGGAUUAGGGAGUUUUUUUUAUUUUUAUUUAAUUGUAUCAGUUGUUGUUGUUGUUGUUGUUGCUGUUGUUGUUGUUGUUCCUGCUCGCCGGCGUGAACGAAACGAGAGAGAAUACGAUUACUUAAUUAAUUUAACGAGUUAAUCCAUAUUUAUACGUAACAUUUAUGCUGUGUAAAUAGCUUCUCAAUGUACGAAAAUGAUCACCCUCUCUCUCUCUCUCUCUCUCUCUCUCUCUCUCUCUCUCUCUCUCUCUCUCUCUCUCUCUCUCUC